This is a messenger RNA of Mercenaria mercenaria, 1251 nucleotides long. Its product is annotated as bombesin receptor subtype-3-like. The record is from RefSeq and is a predicted model, not a curated record. The transcript has a single exon. Lineage: Eukaryota; Metazoa; Mollusca; Bivalvia; Venerida; Veneridae. The coding region runs from base 1 to 1251 and encodes 416 amino acids. Gene Ontology annotation, molecular function: G protein-coupled peptide receptor activity. Gene Ontology annotation, cellular component: membrane. Gene Ontology annotation, biological process: neuropeptide signaling pathway.
AUGGAUUCUUCAGAAGAAAAUAUGAAAUUACUUGAAGGCCUGAAUGAUCAGAAGAUACGGGAAUACGCCCCGGCUAUUGCAUACUCAGUGUUGGUGAUUGUACUUGGGAUUGCUGGGAAUAUUUUCUCCAUCGCGUAUUACGGAUUCAAGUCCCAGAAAACGACUACCAAUAACUUGAUAACGUACUUGGCAGUCACGGAUUUAAUAACAUGUUUCGUUUUCUGCGAUGAAAUAAUUGAAUUGUGUUUCACAAUAGCUUUCAAGAAUAUCAUUGGAUGUAAAAUAAUGUAUUUUACAAAUCAUACAUUAGUUGUAAGCUCAAAUUUCAUUUUGGUAUUGAUAUGUGUUGACCGUUACCAAAAGAUCUGUCGGCGGCAAUCUUGGCAGCUUACGGUAACAUCAACCAGGAUAUGCGUAGGUGCAUUGCUGUUUCUGGCCUUUCUACUGUCGGUUCGGGAUUUUGUGAUAUUAGACGUUGUACAGGUAAACGUUACUCUUCCGGUAUAUAAUAAAUCGAUAACCGGAUUUUACUGUACACAUUCAAGAGACAGCGACAUGAAAACAGCUGUUACUACCUUUCAGUUACUCGAUUUAGCAACUUUUAUAAUUGUUAUAUCAACAAUGGCUAUUUUGUACUCAUUUGUGGCAAGAGAGAUAUGGAUACAAAAGAAGAAAAAGGAAAGCCACAUGGGUAUUUCCACGGCAAAAUCAAGUGUAACAGAGUCCGAAUCAGCUGGUAUAAAAGGCUUGUCUAACAUAUCAGUAGUAGAAACUGCUUCCUCUGCUCUCGAUGAAGAUACUGAUCCAAACGUAUCAUAUUCAGACACGAAAGUCGACAUAAAGAGCCCACUGUCAAUUAUUGACAAGAAAGAGAAAAACAUUUCCGUGGAAUUUGACUUGAAAAAUAUUGCCGAUCAUGAUAAAUUCCGUUCGAAGAAGACAACUACAGAAAAUAGCAAAGUGCACAAAGAACAUCAUUCAAAAAGAAAACGCGCUGAAGCAAUUGAAAGAAAGAUAGCAAUAAUGAUGAUUGCUAUAACUGGAGCAAGUAUUUUGAGUUUUGUCCCAUACUUUAUCGUGAACUUGGCGGUUAAACGAGGUUCAAAUACUCCCGAGCAAGAAUUCAGUGUCGGUAUACAGAUUGCAUUGCGAUCUUUCAUGCUCAACAAUGCUGUAAAUCCCUAUAUCAUGGGCUUUUUUAACACGAAGUUUAAACGAUUUGUUAAAGACAUCAUUUGUAGAUGUCGAUAA